AUGGAGUGUUGGGUGAUACUCGCCGCUGCCUUCGUGACGGCGCUGGCGCAGAACAACAGAAAUGAUGGACCCAGAUUCUUAUCGCGAGGACAUUCCUUCAGAACAGUUGUCGGAGACACCCUGCUGCUGCCGUGUCAGGUGCAAAAUUUAGGUUCAUUAGUACUUCUAUGGAGACGAGGGCCCGCCGUUCUAACAGCUGCCAGCCUCAUGGUUACAAGAGAUGAAAGAUUCAGAUUAGUCGAUGGAUACAACCUACAGAUAACAGAUGUAGGGCCACAGGAUGCCGGUGACUACGUGUGUCAGAUAUCUGACCGCAUCGCUCGAGACCAAGUACACACGGUGGAGGUUCUGGUCCCCCCGAGUGUGCGCGCGUCUCCUGAGUCUAGACACGCGGCGGCGCGGCGCGGAGGAGCCGCGGUACUGGAGUGUAGAGCCGCAGGGAAUCCUGUACCCAAUGUUAUAUGGCAUAAGAUGAACGACACAAGCACUCGUCUGGCUGAAGGGCCUCAACUGCAACUAUCACGCCUUGAAAGACAACACAGCGGAAAAUAUAUAUGUACAGUCGACAACGGGGUAGGACCUCCUAUAGUUGCGGAGUUCCAGUUGCAAGUAUUAUAUCCGCCGGAGAUUACAGUGGACCGUUCUUGGGUUCACUCGGGCGAAGGGUUCCGCGCUGAGUUGAGGUGUUCCGUACUAGCAGACCCACCGGCUGAGGUUCUCUGGUAUCAGAAUUCUUUUCCUCUGUCAGCUUCGGAGCGGAUCACUAUGUCUGUUCGUGGAAAUAAUCACACGUUACUUAUAGCUAACGUACAACCAGAAGACUUCGGAAAUUACACGUGUGUAGCUGAUAAUAGUCUUGGUCGCGCGCGUCAGCACGUCGAAGUGUCCGGCAGGCCGGGCGCCGCGAGGUUCACUUCGUCUCCUCUCGCUGGGUCAAGAACUUCCUACACAUUGUCAUUCACAGUCGAUAGUUACCCUCCGUUAGACGAACUACGUCUUUUAUAUAGACAACUUGCGAUAAACGAGUCUUUCCAGCAGCCAGGUCGUUGGCAUGACGUAGUCCUGCCUCCCCCCUCCCGACCUACUUCCUUAACACACCACGUGACACACGAGCUAGUAGGGUUACAACCAGGAGCCGUGUACGAAGCGAUCGUUCAAGCUAAGAACAGAUACGGAUGGAAUGAGGUCAGCGACAUAUUCCAGUUCCACACGCUCGGCGGGUCUCACUCGGUGCACGCGGACGAGUUGUCACCUAUGUUCUCCUCCGCGGCCAUACACCGACUGAUGACGUCAGCACUCGCGCUAGCUUUAUAUACCCUGGCCGGAUGA
Danaus chrysippus (African queen) is the source of this 1329-nucleotide messenger RNA. The record is from the annotation of a GenBank genome assembly. NCBI's taxonomy places the organism in Eukaryota, Metazoa, Arthropoda, Insecta, Lepidoptera, Nymphalidae.